Molecule: messenger RNA, 954 nt
Organism: Schistosoma rodhaini
Lineage: Eukaryota; Metazoa; Platyhelminthes; Trematoda; Strigeidida; Schistosomatidae
Source: the annotation of a GenBank genome assembly
CUAGGUCAUCCUUACGGUCAAAUGGCUUAAAUGACUAAUUUGCUACAAUCUCAUAAUGUUAGGAAGUUCAAGUAGCAGUUGCACUAACGAAAUGGCUCCUCAGCGACCCAUUGGUCCAGAUUCAGAAUCCGUCGAUCUUCUAUGUGGUAUUAAAAAACCUGUUAUACACAAUAUGGUUUCUACUGUGGAUUUAGGAUGUCCUAUUGAGUUACGUAAAUUGGUACUGCAUGUCCGUAGUGCGGAGUACAAUCCACGCAGAUUUCCUGGUGUUGUCAUGCGUCUGCGUGAACCUCGUGUCACUUGUUUAGUGUUUGGAACAGGUCGCAUGGUGUGCACUGGUGCACGUUCUGAAUCAGAUGCAAAUUUAGGUUCUCGGAAAUGUGCUCGUAUACUACAAAGACUUGGGUUUGAUGUGAAAUUCAUGAACUUUACUAUUCAAAACAUGGUUGGUUUGGCUGAUCUGAAAUUUCCGAUACGUUUGGAAGGUGUACAGUUGGCCAAUGAACAGAUGACACAAUAUGAACCGGAAAUAUUUCCAGCCUUAAUUUAUCGUAUAAUAAAACCCCGUUUAGUAAUGCUUAUCUUUGUAAAUGGAAAGAUUGUUAUGACAGGUAAGUGAACUGUAUUCUGGAUUAUACAGAACUUUCACUAGAAAGUUAUAAUUCAAAACUUCGGUUCACCUAAUGAGAUUUGAGAAUCCAUUUAGCUUUUACACAUUAGUCUGUAGUAGACAACUUUUGGCUUUAGGUUGUUGGAUUCCUUUUUUAGUUUUACUUUGUAGAUGACGCAGAUCCGUUUACUUUUUAUCUUCAUAUUAUGAGGCGUAGUAAUUCCUUCAUACGUAAACCUCAUUGCGUUCUUGAACCAUAUUUUGAAUGCUUAGUCUCUGUGAUUAUCAUUGCUACUAUAUUAUAUUGAUAUCUUUUGCUAUUUGUCCUUUUAACGUAAUCUCGU